Saccharomycopsis crataegensis is the source of this 756-nucleotide messenger RNA. RefSeq names its product 2,3-bisphosphoglycerate-dependent phosphoglycerate mutase. The transcript has a single exon. Gene Ontology annotation, molecular function: intramolecular phosphotransferase activity. The record is from RefSeq and is a predicted model, not a curated record. Gene Ontology annotation, biological process: glycolytic process. Lineage: Eukaryota; Fungi; Ascomycota; Saccharomycetes; Ascoideales; Saccharomycopsidaceae. The coding region runs from base 1 to 756 and encodes 251 amino acids.
AUGACUUCGAAGUUGAUAUUGCUAAGACAUGGCGAGAGUGAAUGGAACAAUAAGCACUUGUUUUGUGGAUGGGUCGAUGUUGGAUUGACCUCCAAAGGGCAGCAACAAGCAGUACAGGCUGCCAACCUCAUCUCCCAAAAUGGGCUAUCACCCGACUUAAUGUUCACUUCAAAAUUGACGAGGUCCUGUGAAACCGCAGAUAUCAUUAGUAAGUCGCUCGGUAGGAUGUGGAUGGACGUCAUACGAAGUUGGAGGUUGAAUGAACGACAUUAUGGGGCUUUGCAAGGGAGAAAGAAAUCGGAUGUGGUUGCUGAAGUCGGUAAAGAGAAAUACAUGUAUUGGAGGAGAGCUUAUGAAGGAUGUCCUCCUUUGAUGAAUGAUGAAGAUGAAGCAUUGUUGAUUGAUGAUCGUUACAAGUAUGCUGAUGUUCCAAUUGAAGAUCUUCCCCGGGGAGAGUCUUUGAAAAUGGUUCUUGAAAGAGUUAGGCCAUUCUGGGAAACAAAUAUCAAAUCCGAACUACUAAAGAAUAAAACUGUUCUUAUAGUGGCACAUGGAUCAGUGGUUCGGUCGUUAAUUAAAAUUAUUAGUACCAUAAGUGACAGAGAUAUAGAGCAGAUCAACAUUCCUAAUGGUGUACCCUUGGUUUAUGAAUUUGAUGAAAAACUAGGAAAAAUCGGAGAUUAUUAUUAUUUAGAUCCUGACGCAGCGGAAGCAGGAGCAAAAGAAGUUGCAAACCAAGGUUUGGAAAAGAAUUGA